AUGUCAUCGUCGACUAUUUCAGCUCUUAUUUUCGCCACACGACAAGUCUCUAUUUAUUUGGGUACAGCUGUUCUUGUUGCUGGUGUGCUUGGUGGAUUAUUCAAUAUUAUUGUCUUUCUCAGUCUUCGUACCUUUCGACAGACCUCUUGUGCAUUCUAUUUGGUCAUUAUGUCUUUCGUCAAUAUUGGUUCUUUGAUGACGACUACACUUUCUCGUAUCAUGAUCAGCGGUUUUGGCAUCGACUGGACUCAAAGUUCGCUAAUUUAUUGUAAAUUCAGAUUAGCCUUUGUACAACUUUGUGCUCUAACUUCUUUAACAUGUAUGUGUUUGGCAACACUCGAUCAAUUUUUUGCAACAUGCUCAAGUCUUCGAUGGCGACAGUGGAGUAGUAGCAAGCUAACUUAUCGUUUAACUGCAAUAACAGUUCUAUUUUGGACUUUUCACGGAGUUCCAUACGUACUUUAUUACGGUCAUUUUCAAUCUCCUACAACGGGUCAAGUUAGUUGUAUCAUAACAAAUCUUAUGUUUCAGAACUAUUACACUUAUGGAUACAGCUUAACGUUGAUGUAUUUUUUGCCAACUGUUCUUACGAUCGUUUUCGCAUUAAUGGCUUAUCGUAAUGUACAAACUAUACCUUAUCGAACAGUACCACUUGUUAGACGUGAAUUAGACAAACAAUUGACAGAAAUGAUUCUUGUGCAAGUUGUGUACAACUUCAUUACUAUGACACCAUUCGCUGUCGUCACCAUUAUUGGCGCGACCACCAACGUCACCAAUAAUCCAGUCCUCCAAGCACAGAUGCAGUUUGCGAGCAUUCUUGGUUUCUUCGUUUACUAUCUUUAUUGGGCUAGUUCUUUCUACAUUUACAUUUGUGUAUCCGAAAGAUUUCGUCAACAAUUCAUAUAUGUCAUCUUCGAUGUUCACAUGAAAAGAUUGCAAAAAGUAAAAAUUCCAGCUAUCAAUCGAAUUCUACCUCAAGUCUAA
Adineta steineri is the source of this 984-nucleotide messenger RNA. NCBI's taxonomy places the organism in Eukaryota, Metazoa, Rotifera, Eurotatoria, Adinetida, Adinetidae. The record is from the annotation of a GenBank genome assembly.